UAUGGCCACACGUUCAGAAUCAAUACCAUCUGGUAUCCCUGGAGAACACAGGAUGUGUCGAUAUGGUUGGGUUGCAUGUGCUUUUAUGAAGCGCAAGUCUAGUCCACAGGUAGAGGGGGACUAGAGGAGAAGAGGGAAGGAGAGUAGAGAUGAGUUGAAGUGGUGGUGGUUGUGGAAAGAAGAAGCUACCGGCAUGGCGGAAGAGCAAGGGAAGGAAGGGGGUGUGUUGAGAGUCUGAUGACAUAGCAAAACUCAGCGGUGGAGAUGUCGCGGAAUAGACUGGGGAGCUUGGAGCUCCCCAAGCUCCCGCCCAUCCGGGAGAGGGAGUAUGACAAAGGCGCAUCAGCAGCUGCCGCCUCCCAUUCGCAGCCUCCUAGUGGCAGAAAGCGAUCUAAUGAAUUGGCACCGACAUCGAGGACAGAUGUCCCCCAUAGCAACCAGGGUAGCUUCAGUAGAGGUGGGAACAGGGGCAGUAGUAGUGUUCCAGAGGAACCCUUCUCCCGUUCGCAGCCUCCUAGUGGCAGAAAGCAAUCUAAUGAACAGACGCCGAGGACAGAUGCCCCCCGCAGCAACCAGGGUAGCUUGAAUAGAGGUGGGAACAGGGGUAGUGGUAGCAUUCAAGGGGAAACCGCGGCAGCAGGGGUUGUGUCAGCGGCGAGCGGUCAAGGGCUAGUGGAUGGAGGAGGAGGGGAUCAACCCCCAAAGGAGACACUACCUGGGUGGGCACAACGUCUAAGUGGUCACAGACGAUUGUCCCUCGUAAGUAAAUUCAGGAAGAGCAUUCGGCAAGCCGAUAAUGAGAUCAGCAUGCUGUUGAAGCAACAAGGAUCGAAAUUCGCCAAGCCUGGUGCUGUUAGAUUCAACAAAAAUGGUUUCGGGAUCAAGCCUACUGUGUUGCGUGUUGUACAUUUUCGGCCAUCGGGAUUUACCCGCCGUCGAAGUAAGCAAUCCGCCGACCUAUCUACAGUGGCGUUCGGAUCUAGAUCUGGUACGAGACCACGGUUGGGACCUGGAUCCGAUGGGCUGCUGCGCCAAAAGAAGUUUCUUGAAGGCUUGCGAGGAACGGUGAAGUCGGUUCGGGAGAAGGUGAGCUGGCAGGGUGAUCAGCCAGGGGCGAUGACAGGUCAGCAAUUGACGGGUGACGAUAAAGUCGCUGAUAAGAGCGCGGAUAAAUCUCAGAUUGGGGAAGAAGACGGGAGCAGCGAGAGUCGGGCGGAGAGCCUCACCACCCCACUUGAGUUGCAUGACACCAGCAAUGAGGAACAGGUGGGCGAGGGAGUGGCACCGGGAACUGGGGGUACUGCAGUUUCCGCAUCUGGUUUGGGAGAAGGGAAAGGCGGAUACUUUCCAUUUCGGGAGUGGUGGAAAUUGCCUGCUGACGAGAUGCGGGCGGUCGCUCUCGACAGCCUUGAAAUCGAUCUCAAGGUAGGAAGCACCACUACUCAAGCUGGGUCAAGUCCAUUUUUUCUGCCUUUUUCUUGUUCCUAAGAUAUACUCUACUGGGUCGAGUCCAUUUUUCCUGCCUUUUUCUUGUUCUUUCCGUUCGUUUCUUUCCUUUCUUUUCUUCUGUUGAAUUAAUUUGUAAGUUCUUAAACUCACCCUGUACAAUCUGCCUUUUGGGAGAAAACUCACCAGUUCACAAGAGCGAUAACAGGCUCGAUUUCUUUUCAGUGUGUGUGGGGGGGUGGUCGGGCCGGAGGGGAGAGGGGAGGGCGGUAUCUUCAGCUAAAGACACCAGGGUUGGGUGUAGGCUGAGAUGUAGUGAUGUUUAAAUCAAAAGAUCCAAAACAC
This is a messenger RNA of Chara braunii, 1791 nucleotides long. Lineage: Eukaryota; Viridiplantae; Streptophyta; Charophyceae; Charales; Characeae. The record is from the annotation of a GenBank genome assembly.